Cetraspora pellucida is the source of this 602-nucleotide messenger RNA. The record is from the annotation of a GenBank genome assembly. Lineage: Eukaryota; Fungi; Glomeromycota; Glomeromycetes; Diversisporales; Gigasporaceae.
GAAAACAAAACCAAGAAGCAGAGUUGCUGAAUAAGACUAGAAGUUUAAAAAAAUCUGUUCUAGAUACCUCAGCAAAUGCAAGCAGAACAGUAGGUUUUAAUAAAAACUAUGUUUGUAAGAAACCUCUGAAAAAAAGUCAAGAUCAAGAUAAAAUCAAAAAAAAGUUAGACAUAACAGUUAGUGAAGAAACACAUCAGGAAUUGCCAGAACCAAAACAAACAGAACACAUGCUACAAAAUAGUCAUAUGGAAUAUAAUAACAACAAGACACAAGGUACAAGUCAUGAACUUAGUCUAGGAAUGAAUCUUGAUGAUAAGAAAGUAGAGCAACCAAAAGCAGAAAUCGAAGCCAAUGGUAGCUCUCCAAAUAAUAAAGAAAUAGAACAACCAAAAAUGGAAACUGAAAUAAAUAAUAACACUAAAAGCACUCAAUUCAUGCUUCCAGAGAAAACAAUACAAAAGGAAAUUGCAUUAAAUAUACAAGAAAUAUGGCAAGAAAAUGGUCUACAUAACCCAAUAGCAUCUUUAUACAAUAAUAUGUCAAUGGUUAAAAUGUUGACAAACAUUAAACAAGAAGAUUCUAAUGGGUUUAAACUAUCUUAG